Gigantopelta aegis is the source of this 14094-nucleotide messenger RNA. RefSeq lists its product as uncharacterized. The record is from RefSeq and is a predicted model, not a curated record. Gene Ontology annotation, biological process: detection of mechanical stimulus. The transcript is spliced from 35 exons. Lineage: Eukaryota; Metazoa; Mollusca; Gastropoda; Neomphalida; Peltospiridae. Gene Ontology annotation, cellular component: membrane. Bases 1 to 12945 code for a protein of 4314 amino acids. Gene Ontology annotation, molecular function: protein binding; calcium ion binding; calcium channel activity.
AUGUGUUAUUUCUUUUCAUAUAUUAAUCUGAACUCUCACCUAGGUGCAUCCACCCGACCCCACCCCACCCACUUUACUAAAGCAGAGUCUUGUUCAUCUGAAUUUACCUUGUCGUUCUGGCUGAGGCCAAUUGAAUUCACGUCUGAUCAGAUCUACCUAUCUGCCAGCACCAAGUUUCCACAGUCUCGACAUGUGCCUUCCUGGCAGUUUUGGUAUGAGGCGAGAUUCGACCUGUUCCGCUUUGAGCUCUACUACCAGAAAGUGAACAUGACAGUGGGCUUCAGAAUGGACUUCCGCAGGUGGACUCACAUUGUCGUUAAGGCAACGCCAUCCCAGUACAAACUGAAGCUGUUUGUCAAUGGACAAGAAGAAACAUAUUUUGAUACCAGACGAAAUUCGUCUCGUCUCCAUGCACCUUUCCCAUUCUCUUAUUUGUUACUUGGAGAAAAAGGUGUUUUUGAAAUCGAUGAUGUCAGGUUCUACUUAAAAGAUAUGGAUAUCACCAAGCUCUAUGAGGGAAUGUCUGUAGUUGGUCAUAAUAUGAUUGACAGUAUAAACCUGACAUCACCAGGGCAAUGGACCUACAAUCUGUCCUACACAAUAUUAACAGAUAACAUCAACUAUAUCAAAACCUAUGCUCAGUACUGCUACCAGACUGCCAGUUAUAAGUGUCUGAAUGCAGCUCUGUUUGGACAAGCUGGAGAUGGUUUUGUGUGGAAAGACAUCACCGGUCUGGACCACACUCACUGGGCUGGGGGAAACGAUUCGGUGCCAGCGUCGUGUUCCUGCUAUGUGACUGGCAGCUGUGCUACUGGAAAUAAGUGCAACUGUGACUCUUCCCAGUCUGAUGGUGUUCUGAGGGAGGAUUCAGGGGAGUUCACCGACCGCGCUGCUCUUCCAGUGAUGGAGCUGACUGGAACACUGAGUACAGCAUCGAGUUACGCAGCCAUUGACGUGGGACCUCUAGCUUGUACUUCAAUAGGUUAUGAUGGUAUCGUUUUCACAAUGGAGGAGGGUGACCCCCCAUCAGAGCAUGACGGUGUGUCUUUUAUCAUGCAGUCCCUCCAGUUUGCUGCUUACACCAGAGGACUGAAUGGCAGGGCUCUGCAGCUGAAUGGCACUGGAUUUGACAUUACCGGUUUGAACUCUCCCUGCCUCUCCAACAUAACACUGUGUCAGUUUGGACUCACCAUGGCCAUGUGGCUGAACAUUGACAAACUGUCUUCAUCGGGAAAUAUUGAACUCUUUGAUUUUGGUGAUGCUGAAGUUAAUGGGAAUGGCUUGUUUGUGGUUUGUAGCAAUAUAAACGUUGAGCACGGUGUCGAAAAGGUGGUUUGUCACACCGUCCUGAUCACCACGACAGCCAAGUGGGAGUUUGACUUUUCUCUACAGCUGAAACGGUGGAUUCACUUGGCUGUCACGUGGAACAGAUACAGAGGAAUGACGGUGUACGUCAAUGGAUACAGUAUCAGUGACACCAACAAGCCAGUCAUGACAGACGAAUUGCCGAAAAAUCCAGUUGUGAUGUAUAAGAUCAAAGUUGGUUGUAGCAGUAACUGGGUUGGUGGGACUUCCUGGUGGAUGGUUGAUGACCUCAGACUGGUUGAAAGAGAUGCUUCUGUUACCGAGAUCCGCAAGUUCUUUGGUUACCAAGAAGCGUGUGCCAAUGGCUGGGUGUACUAUAAUGACACACAACUGUGCUACCACUUGACGUCGAUGUUUUCACUUUUGAGUCAUACCAAGGCAGAGGAUCACUGUGGGGAUCAGGGUGGACGGCUCGUGGUGGAGAAAGAUCCAGACCAUCAUGACUGGCUGAUCACCAACAUCCUGGAGCCAGCUCCUCAAGACUCGUACGUCCAUCUUGGACUCGAACAGACAGCCGUCAGAGGUCCAUUCCGCUGGUCAGAUGGUUCCCUAGCUACCCACCUUCCUGCCAACAUUGUGAAGCCACCGUAUCCCAGUUACACCCUAUGUGUUGUCCUGGAGCAACAAACGUGGAAAUAUGUUGCAGUGAAUUGUGGCUAUGCAGUUGGGGCACUGUGUGAGAGACCUCCACUGUUUGUUCCAUCCAAAGAACUCAACAUAGGCACUGAGGCCCCAGCAUACAACUACACAAUCCUUAACACCACAAAUCAAGACACCGACCCUAAUGGCAUCAUUGGAUCCAUGGUAAAUUUCACGCUUGAUUACGCUGCUGCCUGGUUGACGGAUGAAUGCUUCUCUAACCUUGUCUUCUGUCACAACGGCUGGUCUGUGAACCUGUGGCUGUUGAUCCAGACUCCCGUUACCAGUCUGAUCCGGGAGAUCCUCAUCAGCUCUCAGAUCGAUGAUACGCAGUACGGACUGAUGAUAUACGGACAACACACGGCCGGAUCCUUCCACUCCCUGAACGUUGUACUGAAUAACUGCAGCACAGAGACCAGAAUCACGUUCCAGACCACCACCUUCUCCUGGACUCACGUGUACGUAGGUGUGGAUGGAAGUCAGCGGGUGGAGGUCUAUCUGAAUGGGAAGAACAACACGUACCUGACAUGGACUGUGGUGAACGCGUCGUGUGCUGAACCAGCUCCUGGCAGCACUCUUCCCAUCAGCAUCGGGGCACGGGCAGACGGGCAGGAACAGAUCUCGGCUUUCAUCGAUGAAUUGGAAAUCUUUGAGUUCGCCAUUCCAGAUCCUGAUGAGGACUUUAAAAACAAAUCCCAGUUAUUGUCUAAGGUUGUUGAACAGAACUUUGAUUGGACAGAAGACUUGAACAUUCAGCAGACCGUGAACCGCCUCCCUGGUCGCUUUGGUUACGCUUUGUACACAGAUGGCAGCAGCAGCAGUUUCGCCACUCUUACUGGACAGUUUGCGUUUGACUGUUUCGGCUCUGUUGAUUUCUGUGACAGUGGAUUCACUAUGACGAUGUGGCUGCAGCCGAAACUAAACAGAUCAUCAUCGGCAGAUUUUGGGGUGUUUUCUGCCUCCAACAGCCACCGCGGCAUCCACAUUGUGUACAUCGCAACGGAUGCAGCAUACUGGUUAGUCGUCAGAAACAACAUCACGGAAUACCGCACCAGGUUUAAUCUGGUGGACAAUUUCUGGUCACAGCUGUUGGUGACUUGGGAUAAAAGUGCCGUGCUACUGUAUGUGAAUGGAGUCCCAGUAACAGUGACUCAGCUGAUACCUCUCUCUGGAUCAUCCUAUCCUGUUGUGCAGGUGCAUUUUGGGAAGGCAUCUGAUGGAAGUUUGUCAAUGGAAGGGUUUUCUGGAGGAACUGAUAACUUGUUCUUCUGGCAGGAGUCUGUGGGAGAUUCUGAGGCAUUUCAGAUGUAUUGGAAGUCUGUUUAUGUUGAACAUCCCCGACACUGGAAGCUGGACUCUGCUCCGUCUGUCUCACUACAGAGGUUCAAUCAAGUUCCUGGUCUUGUCCCUGGAGCUGUAGACAAAGCCUGGAAUUUUUUCAGUCACUCGCAGUGUAUCAACCUGACUUCAGAACUCAGUGAUUCUGACUGCUACCUCUUCAGAGAUUCCUGCGUCCACGGGUUUACUGUCAGCCUUAUGAUCAAGUUGAUCAGCCUCAAUGAUACAGACCAAACAAUUCUCACAUUUGGGGGAGACAAGGCUGACGGUUAUGGUUUGUACAUAGAGGUAGCUCCAAACAACCUGACGAUGGAAUUCCGGCGUUACUUCCACGUGGGCUACAGAACAGUUGACAAGGAGUACUCGGUGUGGUUUAAUGUCCAGUACCAGGUGUGGACUCAGAUUAUCGUGACCUAUUACACAAGGUUUGGUCUCAAUGUUCUGGUUGAUGGGUCACAUGCUGGUCACUCUUCCGGAUCACCAAGAACUGUUAGUCCUUCCCCCACGUUUAAACCAAGCUUUCUGAUUGGCUGCAACAUCGAUGAUGACAUCACCUAUCCCAACUUUCUGCUGGAUGAAUUAAAUUUGUGGGAUAAAGCUUGGGUUGGUACUGAUGUGAACUCCACUCACGUUGAAGAAUGGAAGCAUUACAUCCACAAGUCCAUCAGUUCGCCUGUGUUGGAAACGAUCCCAAUGGUCUACCUGUCUGACUGCCACGAUUCCUGCACCUACAGCAACCAGUCUUGUAAGAGCUACGCCUACUGUUCACAUCGAAAACAAGGACAGUGCCACUUGCAUCCCCUCGCUGUGAACUCCACCGCUCAACUCACGGACACUACCCUGUGUGACAGCUUCAUCAGAAUUCCUCUUCAACCACUUGAUUAUUUUGUGAAUUGUUUUGAUCAUGGAUUCAACAUGCCGAACAUUUCUCUAUCUGCCGAGGUGAACAACGCUGAAGAAUGUCGAGUGUUGUGCAGUAACAUGUCACACCGAUACGCUGGAGUGUACAACAGAACAUCAUGUCUGUGUACAGACGACCCAUGGACAGCAACCGUUCCCAUGGUGAACUGUGACAUCACCUGUGACGGCGUGAGGAUGGACUCGUGUGGUGGGAGUGGAGCGGUGUCUGUGUACAUCUCCAACAAUUUGGUUCCAUUUGUUAAUCCAUAUGUUCGUAUCACUUCACUCGAUGUCACCAUUCUUCCUGGAAUUGUAAUGGACGUGAAUGAUACUGUUACAUUACAAAUGCUCGUUUCAAAUGGCACCGAGGCUGGUUUUAAAAUCUCUACCGGUGUUGAGAUAUUCUUCACGGCAUUCUUAACAAAAAGUUUCUCCUACAGCCAGCCUGGCAGAUAUCUGCUCAGUGUCCGGGCCCUCAAUGAAAUCAGUUUCUAUGACUACCAGACCUUCAUGUACGUGUUCCGUCCACUGGAAGACAUAUUCGUGUCAAGCCUACAGCCACAUAACACAAGCAGCAUAGUAAACGUAGCUGUCAAUGUUACUGGAGGAACAAACAUCACAUGCGACAUUGAUUUUGGAGACGGUAGAACUGACAGUAUGUUUAAGUUAAAUGACUUGGACUUGUUUAGUUUCACUGAGGUGUAUGGCACACCUAACGUGUAUGUUAUUAGCAUCAGCUGCUACAACAACAUAUCGUCUGUCUCACAUGUUACCUCUGUCAUCGUUCAAGAUCCAAUUGUAAUUAGCACGUUUGUAGUCGCUUCACUACAGAUCUAUCCCUUGGAUGUCCUCGUGAAUUGGCUACUAUCCCAGGGAACAAACGUGACGUUUUCAGUGAAUUUUGAUGGAGCUGCUACUGGUCUUGAAGUUUACACUUUUGGAAGUUACAGUGGAUCGGCAGCAAUUCCAGUCAGUGUGUACAGCACACCUGAGUUACACAACGUCACCUUGUCAUCAGCCAACCUUGUGUCAUCAGCCAACUCCUCACAGGUGAUUAACAUUCAGCAACCUAUAAACGCUGUUUUCCUGACGGCCAAUGCCACACACCACCCUGUCAGUAGUACAGUAGGCUUUGAGAUCACAGUCCCUGAGGGAUCCAACAUCACCAUGACCUUGACUGUGGUGUCUUCAUUGAUCUUGUCCAGACAUGUCCGAGGUCUGACAAGUAAUGGACAUUUCCUCUUUGAUCACUACUACACAGUUCCUGGUGUGUAUGUCAUCUCGGCCUCGGCCUUCAACGUUCACGGCAGUGUAACUAAUACAACUACAAUCUUUGUGGAAGUCCCAGUGUCAGCUGUAACCUGCUCUGUGCAAGAUUCUCCUAAUCCUGAUGUCACUGUCAGCCUGGUCUGUUCAGUUCCAUCUCAGUCGGAGAUUCCUUCCAGUGCCAUAGCAACGGUUACAUUCGGUGAUGGAAACGCAGUCAAUAAUGUACCUCUAAUAUUACCGUCUUUACAACAAACCUUUUCUAAUAAAUACGCAACUCAUGGCAUUUAUAGUGUGUUUGUGCUUUACCAAAAUAAUGUUAGCAACAUCUCAUUGACACAUUCUGUUCAAGUUGGUGGUCCUGUGACAAAUUUCACUGCUAAAGUAAACAGACUCUAUAUUCCUUUGGGGUGGCCUCUGGUUGUCACUUCUAACAUAACGUUUGGUUCACUUGUCACCUAUAAGUAUGACUUUGGUGAUGGAACGCAAGUGACACGACCAUUGACCUACUCGUACCCGGCUGGCGUGGAUGUCAUAGAGCAUAUGUACACUGAGGCAAAGGACUUCCAGGUCGUGGUCAGUGCCGAAAACAAUUUCAUCACCUUCCAAAAAGAAUCGCAGAAUUUUACAAUUAAAGUCCAAGAGAAAAUGAGUGGACUUACUCUUACAGGCACUUCCCCAGUGCUAACAAACACAAGUAUGUAUUUUGUGUUAAACAUUAAUACAGUUGGCACAACUUCGUGUUACUUGUGGAACUUUGGAGACGGUAGCUUUAAAGUGUUUGGUGUGGCAUCCUGCCAGCAAAGACCUGAAUAUGAUUCUAUGGACUUUGAAGAGAGGACAACAUUCCCCAUGGUUGUGUACCACACAUUCUUCACCGAUGGGGAGUUCAAUGUGACUGUCAACAGCUCAAACGCAGUAUCGUGGGAUUUCACUUUCUGGUCAGUCAGUGCUCAGGAGUUCAUCUGCAUAGAACCAAGAGUUGAGAUCCUUGGAUUCACAAAGUCUCUGUCGGUCAUCGUUCCCGUGAAGCGAUCACACAGAUUUCUGAUGUCGGCCAACAUCGAGACGUCCUGCAUUCCGCCAAUAGACACGGUUUAUGAAUGGAAAAUACACAGACCUGACAACACUGUGGUAAACCUUCCAAUGAACGGCUUGCCAUCGCUGAUUGUUCCUUCGAACUACCUUGACUACGGGACAUACACAGUGAGCCUGACAGUGUCCUAUGCAUACGGAUCUACUCUGAACGAAACCGACUCCGUGUAUUUGGAGAUUCAGCCAUCACAGCUCGUGUGUGAGGUAUCGGAAGGUUAUCUACGUCAUGUCUUCUAUAAGGAUGAUCUGGUUGUUGAUGGAAGCAGGUCGCAUGAUCCAGAUAAGUUAAAUGGAACUUCUCAAGGACUCAAUCACAAGUGGUACUGUCAACUGAAAAACGAGAUACUCCCAAUGGUUGGAAACCUUCCUUCAGAUGUGCCUUCGGGUAACAGUGGUGGUUGUUUUGGUAACGGUGUUGGCUUUCUUAGCCAAGGCACAAGCAGUCUGUCCAUUUUGAACACUGAUCUUCGGCCAAACGAGGAGUACAUCUUUACACUUGUGAUCACAAAGGAUAGUCGCUAUGACCUGAAGGAACAUCAUGUGAUCACCACAGUUAGCCAAGUGCCACAUGUCCGUAUAAGGUGUGUUGACAAUUGUGGUUUGAAGACGUCACACAUGCGGCCGGUGCGUUUCCAGAGUGAGUGUGUAAACUGCACCAUCAGUCAGCGGAACGCCAUCUCGUAUCUCUGGAGGUUGUUUGAAGUCGAUAAACUCAGAAACUACAUUGAAGUGACUGCACUACCAUCUUCCAGUGCCACUGAUGACUUACAGAAUGUAUCACAGAGUUCAGCAGGAGGUGUAACAAGCCCGUAUCUCGCUAUUGAUGAGGAUGUAAUGGGUCCAGGAAAACACUACCGCCUCCGUCUACUUGCUAACACUGGGAUUACAGAAAAGGAUAUUUUUACCAACUUCCCACCGUAUGGUGGUCAGUGCACUGCAGAUCAGGAACUAGGUAUGGCAUUCUCCACCAUGUUCCGGUUCUCCUGUGCUGGCUGGCUGGACGAAGGUGAUCGACUGACACGUAAUGCUACGUAUGAUACUCAGUUCAUCGUCCCGUUAACCUACACCUUCUCGUACCAAGUCCGGGGAUCCAACAGCUCACAGCACGUGUUUUACGAGGUCACGGGCGGAAACAUCAGCACCCCAGAAGUCAUCUUGAGAUCGGGCUACGACAGCCACGACAAUGCUAUUGAUAUCUUUGUCACCAUCAGGGACAAACUCGGGUCAUCCACUAUAGCCAGCCUCUUUGUCAGGGUUGUUUCAGACCCUGAAGGAAAUUUCCUCAAAAUAUACUCACUGGAUCAGUAUACGAGAUUUGAAACGGAGAAAGACAUCACAGCCUUGUUAAUCAUCAACAUGGGUCUAGCUGAACAACUGAACGAGGUAACAUUAUCCACAUCUGAAAUGGCUGAGCUGAGGACGUCGGUGGUGUCACACGUGGCUGAACACAGUGACUGGAUAGAAGAUCCUGCCCAAGUGGAGCUAACUCUGGAUUUCAUCCAACACGUUCUGAAAGAACCAUCUCAACUUGAGACAAAUACAAUCAAAGACCUGAUGACCAUUUACAGAACUUUAAUACAGUCCCUCGACAGAAUAUUUGAUGAAUCCACUGACUCUCUCCGUAUAAAUGCUGUUGGCAAAAACAUCUUAACUGGAUUGAUUGACCUGAUGUUUAUUCUGAGUGAACACACAACCGAUUGUCAGACUGACUGUACAAGUCAAAGACAGCUUAGACGGGAGCUGGCAUCCAUGUUUCGGGAUCGCUCCACCUUGGUGAAGAUGCUGCUGGAAGGUUACGUACCAGGAGAGGCCCCGGUGGAGAUCAGUUCAUCAGGAAACAGGUUCAACUAUCUCGCAAUCCGCAUGGAUGUUUCAAAGUUGGCGGGUACAGUAAUCAGCAUCAAGGGAAAAGAAAUGGCCAAGAUCCCAGACCUGGCAUACAAACUGAAUCUAGGGAAAGAUGAAACUGAAGUAGAUGUUGAGGUUAUCGAGUCUGAGAAUCUGGAAGUUGAUGAUAAAUCAGAACAGCAGAUUGACACACGGACCACAGCAUUCACAAUGUACAGCAAGGGGAGACAACUGCCUGUGAACGACUUGACGGAGCCACUAAGUGUUUACGUGCACUCCCCAGUACAGGUGACAACCGUUGAAGCCGAUUUGUCCCAAAACAGAACGUACGAGUUCUUCUAUAUCAAAGUGGUCAUCGAAGAGUUAACCUCGGUGGUUGUCGUUAAAGUUUCGCCAGAAGCUGGUAGUAGCCCCGUAGUGGAUUCCAAGCCGAUAUUUGUAAAGAGAAGUGCACCCACAGAGAAAAACUGGGUGACGGGAAGAAACACUCGGGUAAAGCGAUUUUUAUUGUCUGGUGCUGGAUCUGUAGACCAGAACUCGAGCCAAAGCCAGAAUGACCCUGUAAACCUGGACCCAAUCUUGAUUCAGAAUGACCCAACAAAUCUGGAUCCAGGCUUGAUUCAAAAUGAACCUAUAAACCUGGACCCAGCCUUGAUUCAAAAUGAACCUAUAAACCUGGACCCAGCCUUGAUUCAAAAUGAACCUAUAAUCGAGAACCAACCCUUGAUUCAACGUGAACCUGUAAACCAGAGUCCAUCAGAAAACACACAAGUAUCGUUUACGUACUAUAUUUCCUACAAUGCUCUUCCCACCAAUGAGACAUAUGAUGUUAUGGGACGGUUGCCGGAGGAUACUUCUACGGAUACUGAUGAUGGUUGGACAUUUCAACUCUCCCUGACUACACUUCCAAAUACCACACGACCUGCUCUUGAUAACUCCAAGGAGAAUGCUGUGUACAUCACUAUCGUCCCAGAGUACAAUAUAUCUGUGCUGUCGCCUUUGAUAAACGUGACAAUGUUCUCAGCAGCCUGCUACUACUGGGAUGAGAAAAAUCUGUGGUCCUCAACUGGUGUCGUGUUUGGACCAAAAACAACAUUUGAUAAAGUGGAAUGCCGGGCCAGUCACGCAACUAACUUUGGAGCGAGUUUCUUCGUGCCCCCCAACACGAUUAAUUUCAACACGGUGUUUGACAAGUUUGCCAACCUCGCUGACAACGCAGCUGUCUUCUCGACUGUCAUCGUGGUCCUCGCUCUUUACUUCAUCUUAGUCUUCUUUAUGAGGAGACUCGACAAGAAAGACAUUGUCAAAUGGUGUGUGACCCCACUUCUCGACAACCUACCAUCAGAUGUGUAUCACUACCAAGUGACAGUGUUCACGGGAAUGGCUCGUAACUGUGGAACCAAGUCUCGGGUCUACGUCGUGCUGGGAGGGGAAGACGAGGAUUCUGAAAUCAGGUGUUUACUUGAUGAAAAGAACCGAGAUUUCACAAGAGGCAGUGUCAACAGUUACAUACUCAGUGUUCCGGCAUUGCUCGGUCCUUUGAUCUUUCUCAGAAUAUGGCAUGAUAACUCGGGGAACGGAGUUGAUGCCGACUGGUAUCUCAACAUGGUGGUUGUCAAGGAUAUUCAGAGAGAUGAAAGGUACGUCUUCCUCUGUGAUCGUUGGCUUGCACUGGACAAGGAUGAUGGUCAGAUAGAACGCUUUCUGGGAGUUGCAACCCGUGACGAGCUGGAGGCGUUCUCCCACCUGGUGAUGUUCAAGAGCAAACAGGACCUCACCGAUGGCCACAUCUGGUUCUCCAUCCUGUCCCGGCCGACCAAGAGCACAUUCACCCGUGUGCAGCGCCUCUCCUGCUGCCUGUCUCUGCUGUUCACCACGAUGAUCGGCAACGCCAUGUGGUACAAGACCACCGAGGGUCUGCAGAACACACAGGAGGUUCACCUGGGGCCCUUCACAUUCUCCCCUCAAGAGCUGACCACCAGCAUCCUGAUGAGUCUUCUCGUCGUGCCCGUUAACCUGGUCAUCGUGACGCUCUUCAGAAAGGCAGCACCAAAGAGGCAGACAAAGAAAGACAAAAUGGCCAUCAAGCCUUAUAAUGGUGAUGGAACUGCAGACAGUACGAUGACAGCUGAAGCUGCUGCAGAGAUAGAAGAAAGAGCUGUAAGUCCAAGCGCUAUUUUCACUGUUGAAAAGAGGAGUCUGUCCACGGAACCAGACGCCAGGUUUGAUCGCGAGGACGGGGUUAUUAGUGCUGGUAAGACGACGAAGAAGAAUGGCUGCAUGUUUCCUCACUGGGUUGUUUACAUUGCCUGGUUCCUGGUGGCCGUGUCGGUCUUAGUGCCGGCAUUCUUCACCAUCCUCUACAGCAUGGAGUGGGGCUUUGACAAGUCUUCAAAAUGGAUGACGUCCUUCUUUCUCGGGUUUCUAGAGUCCGUACUGCUCAUUCAACCUCUGAAGAUAUUGGCUGUGGCCAUCAUAUUGACAUUGAUAUUUCGCAAAGCUGAACAUGGUGAGGAGGAGACUACUGGAUUUACAAAGACUGAUAUCAUCGCAGGCAUGCAGAGAACUGUCAAACCAAGACCUCACUCGGGGUACAUUCAUUCAGUCAAAGCAGUUCAUAGGAGACCAUAUGUUGAAAAUCCCCCUGAUAUUAAAAGUGUGAACCAAGCUCGAGAUUACAGAAAGAAACAGAAUCGACUGGUCGCCAUCUUUAAGGAGAUUGGUGCAUAUGUCUUCUACUUGACAGUCAUAGCCAUCCUCUGUUUUGAAAGCCGAGACACAAAGUCAUUUCAGAUGGUUGAGACAAUGAACAACAUGUUUGUGAGAAAAACAAAAACCAUGAGUGCUGGUUUUAAUGAGAUCAAGUCAUUUGAAUCUUUCUGGAACUGGACAUUUGACAGGCUGCUUCCUAACCUGUAUGCUCAGACGUUUUACAACAAUAACAGCCUGCCUGGAAGUGACGUGAUGUUUUUAUCCGAUCUUGUCCACUACCGGAUCGGCCAGCCAAGACUCCGACAGCACAGAGUUCUACAAGACACCUGCACCGUUCCUCCACCAUUUUCCUCUGUGAUCAGGAAAUGUUUUGGUGAUUAUGGACUCUCCACCUACGACAGCACCGACUAUGAUGUAGGAUGGCUGCCCUUGAACACCUCAUCCUCCACAGCAGCAUCAGAACCAUGGAUCUACAAAUCUGUGCUGGAACUGUCGGGGGCACCCAGUGUUGGCAUAUUUGCCACGUACAGUGGAGGUGGAUACGUGGCUGCGCUUGGCAAUGACCUCAGCACAGCACAGAGUGUCAUACAGGACCUCAAGGACAACCAGUGGCUAGAUCGGCAGACGAAAGCCUUGUUCCUGGAGGUUAAUGUCUACAACCCAUUUGUGAAUCUGUUCUGCUCCAUAUCCCUGUUGCUGGAGGUUCCUCCGUCAGGGAGUUCCAUUCCAUUCCAGCAGAUCUCUCCCCUAAGGCUGUACCGGUAUAUCGGACCCAGCGCUCUGUUCAUCAUCAUCGUGGAUCUGAUCUUUGUGGCGUUCACCGUCUACUUCAUGGUGAUGAUCUACCGGGAUCUGAAGACUCAAGGCCGGGCAUACUUCAGACAGUUCUGGAACUGUAUCGAGAUCCUCAACAUCACCACGGCGAUCAUCAUGUGCGCCUUCUAUGGAGUCCAUCACAUCUUGACCAGUCUGGCACUUGGCACCUUGAAGAAAAACCCUGGAACGUUUAUCAACUUCCAGCGGAUUGUCCUGUGGGACGAUGUGUUCACCUUCACUCAAGGCUUCCUGCUCUUCUUCUCCAUGCUGAAACUUCUCCGCCUGAUCCGCUUCAACGCCAAGAUCGCCCAGCUGUCGACGACGCUCAAGCGAGCCGUAGGGCCACUCUUCAACUUCUUCAUUGUGUUCAGCAUCGUGUUCUUCGCCUUCGUGCAGUUCGGCUUCCUGGUGUUCGGCACGCUGAACUACGAGUACGCAACGUUCAUCACGGCCACCGAGACGGUGUUCUCCAUGCUGCUCAUGAAGGUGAACAUCGACUCCCUGAUGCAGGUGGACGCCGUCCUGGCUCCCCUCUUCCUAUUCCUCUUCAUCCUCAUCACCGUCUUCAUCCUGCUCAACAUGCUGCUCAGCAUACUCAACGACAUCUUCAGCACCGUGCGUGCCGACAAGAACUGUCGACCGGAUGAUCCAGCGAUGGUCGACUUCAUGAUGAGCGAGUUCAAGAGGCUGAUUGGAGUUACACAGAAAUAUAAAGGAAAACGCAGACAAAGACAAAAAACUCGACCUGUCCCGGCCAUUUUAACCCCUUUAGAACGAUGGCUUGAAGCAGAGAAGAACCCCAAGAAGGAAAUCUCAUGGUUGAAUCCUGAAACUGAACUGUCGUCACCGUUCAAUAAGAAGUCACACAAUGCUUACAUUUUCUUAAGGUCUUUACGCACAAAGAUAGAUCCAAAGGACACAGGUAAAACUGAAGACAAAGCAGAAACUGAGGACAAACUGUCUUAGUAUAAUCACAGACAGCAGCACAGUAUAACACACAGAAAAUAGAAAACACUUAAAAUAGUGGCCAUGUGUUAAGUUAGUAACCAUUUAAAACAGUCGCCAUGUGUUAAGUUAGUGACCACGUGUUAAAUUAAUCAGCUAAAAGACAUAUAGUUGAAUCCUGUUGGCUCUAACCCUAUCUGUGCUCGAGAAAGUGUUCGACCCAUCGGGUUUGACCUAACCAUUCGGUUAGUGUAACUUGGGACUUUGUUUUUGGUUCAAGCAUUGCGAUAUGUAUAUAUAUUUAUGGUUAAUCAAGUAAAAUGUGUCAUUUUGUUGUUAGAUACCAACUCACAAAGUGUGCUUAUUAUAAAUGUGAAAAGCAUGACAACUCCAUGUAUAUAUUAAAACAAAACUGGAGGCUUUUAUCUUAUGGUUUUUGUCUCGCCACUACGAAGUUAAAAGGCAAGAUGUAUAUGUAGGUAUUACUUUUCUGACGUCAGUGGUGACAACGAUGGUGUCAACUCGCGUCAAAGUUUCACAUUAAAGUUCUGUGUUUAGAUCAGUUUCUAACAAACUAAAUCCAAGGUCAAUGAAACUUGGUUUAUAGUUGCACCAAAAACAUUUCUGGUAGGCUAGACACAUAGUUCUGCAGAAGUCUUGUUUUAAUAUAUUCUGUCUUGUGAAAUAGAAUACUAUUCUCUUGGGUGUGGAAUCCUGAAUAUAAACAGCUGCUAACACAAGAAAAAUAUUAGACAUUAAAUAAUUUGUUAUUAAAAUUGUAUUAUGUUUUAUUUUAUUUUGUGCAACAAAACCAAUGUUAAUGUUUCUUCUGUUAUUAAUUGUGGCUUAAUACUGAAGUCCAGUUAACAGAUCCUAUAACUAUAUGUACCAUGUUAAAUUAAGUAGUAAAAAUUAAUAAACAGUACGGUAGUUGUGUCUUACUUUAACUUUUCUAAACACCAUGUUUAACAGAUCCUAUCAAUUAUUCAUGUUAAAACAUUUAAGUUAAAAGUAAACGUAGGAUGAGUGCAAUAAGUAGCCAGCGAAAACAUAUGUGAAGUUCUGUAUUUAUUACAUACCUUCUUUUAUGUUUUACAAAAACGGUUUUUAAUUUAACGUGGUAACAACACUUUCUUAAAUCUAUAAUCAAAACACCUUUCAUGGAUUUGC